Molecule: messenger RNA, 822 nt
Organism: Stylonychia lemnae
Lineage: Eukaryota; Ciliophora; Spirotrichea; Sporadotrichida; Oxytrichidae
Source: the annotation of a GenBank genome assembly
AUGGGAUAGGAAAAACCACUAAGCACAUUCAUCUAAUUGCCACUCAUCAAUUAACAAGAAAAUAUCAACAUCAAUCUGCAAGAAAACAAUACUCCUACAUAACUAUAGUAUAAUUUGCCAGAGAAGAAAAACAAAGACUCUUGUGUUUGCAAGUGUAAUUGUGGAGCCUUCGGAGAGGAUUUCAUGCUCAAACAUAGAGAUGGUUAGUAAAUUCACUAAUAAUUAGCAUUCAUAGAAUCCUCUAAUUAAAUGUACGGAAUGGAAGAAAAUACGAGAUAAAAGACUAUCGAACCGAGUUCUAACGAUGAUUCAUUUGAAACUAAGACUGUCAAGUAGACUCUUAAGCUUCCUGAGAGAUCGAAGAUAUAAAUUAUAUUAGGAGAGAAUCUUCAUGAAGAUCAAAUACCUUAAGUAGCGAAUAUUCCAAGCCUAAAAACAUUUAAGCAAGUAAAAGUCUUCAAAUAGGAGUCUAAAAGGUGGAAAUCACAGUUUAUUUGUACCUUUGAUAACUGCAAUAUCGUUUGUCAGAAAUGGGGAAAUCUAUUCGACCAUUUAAGGACUCACAGCAACGAAAGACCUUUCAAAUGCCCGGUAGAAUUCUGCCGCAAAGCAUUUACAUAGAAAAGUAACCUUGAAAAACACAUUAAGACCCAUAAACGGCUAUAUCUAAAAUGCUAAGAAUGCAAAUCUAUAUUUCAUAAGGAUAGACUUCUCAGACAUUUUAAUAAGUAUCAUUCUAAAAGUAUACAUAACUAAGAAAUUACUUGCGGUGUCAAAGGUAUAGAUGAAUCAUUUACUUCUCAGGAUGAGUCUGAGGAAUGA